UGGACCCUGCAGGCGAAGGAGAAGCGUGGCUGGACUCUGAACAGUGCUGGCUACCUGUUAGGUCCCCGUCGUAUUGAUCACCUAAUUCAGAUAAAGGAUUCUCCCAGUGCCAGAGGCAGAGAGGAGCUGGUCGCUCAAUACGGGAUCGAUGGACACAGGACGCUCGUAGACAAGGCGGGGCUCGCUGGGAAGAGGGACAUGGAGGAGGACUACAGAACAGGUGCCCAGAGAAUAGCAGAUGGAGACAUCAUCCACACUGUCAUCGACAUCCUGUCGUACCUUAAACUUAAAGAGAUGGGAGCCUUGGACAGCCUGCCUUCCUCUGUGACAUCAGAUGAACUUGCCAACCCCUAAUGGCCCCCCCUCUCCUCACCUCCAUCAGCCCGAGUCAUGCUUUUGCUAUCCGGACCCCCUCCGUCUUACAUGUCCCCUUCCUGUCCCACCAUCCAUACCCUGACGCUGGAUUUGUCCUGGCUCCAGAGAUCUGCUUCUUUGACUCUUUGAAUGAUUGUCCCCCCAAUACAAAUACGAGAUCUGUCUGCUCCUAUGUAAAUAAAAAGGUCAGCGAGUGUCUGCUGGCUGUGGGACGAUCUGUUCAAUAACUCA
Messenger RNA from Notothenia coriiceps (black rockcod), 606 nucleotides. It is a transcript of the gene gal, whose product is annotated as galanin/GMAP prepropeptide. Gene Ontology annotation, biological process: neuropeptide signaling pathway. The record is from RefSeq and is a predicted model, not a curated record. The annotation marks the transcript as partial. Lineage: Eukaryota; Metazoa; Chordata; Actinopteri; Perciformes; Nototheniidae. The transcript has 5 exons. Gene Ontology annotation, molecular function: neuropeptide hormone activity; galanin receptor binding. Gene Ontology annotation, cellular component: secretory granule; extracellular region.